Messenger RNA from Tetrahymena thermophila SB210, 1956 nucleotides. Its product is annotated as ARID/bright DNA-binding domain protein. Gene Ontology annotation, molecular function: DNA binding. Lineage: Eukaryota; Ciliophora; Oligohymenophorea; Hymenostomatida; Tetrahymenidae. The record is from RefSeq and is a predicted model, not a curated record. The transcript is spliced from 2 exons.
AUGAACGAGUCUGAAGAAAGUAAAUCCUUUAAGGUCCAGUUAAUGGAAUACUGGUCAUCCAAAAAUAUGUCAAAUAUUAAAAUUCCUCAAAUUGGAGGACGGGAAUUGGACUUCUUUAAAUUAUAUAAGGCUGUUAUUAAGAGAGGAGGUGCACAAGCUGUUUCUAACAACAAAAUGUGGAAGGAAAUAGUCAACGAGUUCGGCUUCCCCUCCACUUGUACAUCAGCCUCAUUUACUUUGAGAAACCACUAUACUCGUUUCUUGCUAGGUUAUGAAUAAAAGUACUUUUUCCAUAAAGGAGAUGAAGAAGCCAUGCCUGUUUUACAAGCUGGACGCAAACGUAAGAGAAAAGAUAAUCAAGAUAGCAAGCAAGGUGAUUCUUCUGAGACAGGAUCUGAUUCAGAAGAAGCAAAAGACUAAAUUGAGAAAAAAGUAAAGCCAAACUAGCCUAAUAAUUUAUCGAUUGUUUAGCAACCAAACAAAGAAGAUGUCAAAAUAUUAAAUCAGUAAUUUAUAAGACCAAACUAAUUGAAGUCAAAUCCUUAUCCAGUAAUGAGAAUGGAACCUCCUAAACAAGAAUAAAAUAAGAGCACCUUAUAUAAGUAAUUAAGUGAAGCAUAUUAGUUGAAUCAAAUAAAUACAAGACAAGAACUAUUCUUCACCAGAAAGAACAAAAUGUUCCCUAUGGUUUAAGACAUAAAGAGAAUUUCACUUGCCUUCGAAAGUAGAAUAUAAGAUGAAAUAACUUUUGCUCUAAAUUAAUUACUCCUCUACUCAGUUAAUAGUAUGCAUCAGUUUACUCUUGAAAGUUAUAAUCACUUGCUUGAAGGUAUUGUCCAAUAUCUAGAAGAGAUUAUCAAGAAUGUACCUUCCCUUAAUAAAAUUUUGCAACUUAAAGAAAUUAAACCAAGAACUUUGUAAGAAUAUGGAGGUACUUCAGACUAUAGCUAUUCUGGACCUCCUCCUACAAAAGAGGCAUUUAAAGAGCUUUGUAUCUUAGACAAUUAUAACUUCCCUAUAUGUGAUAUAGUCUUAUUUAAUUCUUAAAAGAAAAAGGAGGUUUCUCCUAUUGUUUUCUUACGCAAAAGAAAGCGCUAUAAUGUUGAAAAUCUUAAAGAAAUGGCAGGAGAAGUUUAUUUGCUUGAACAAACCCGCACAAUCUUUUUAAUUUUAAGAAAUUUUUCAUUUACUAAAUCGAAUGAAGUCUACAUGGCUAAAAACGAAAGAUUAUUAUAGAUAAUGAUUUAGCUAUUUAUCCUUAAUUCAGAUUCUUAAAUAACAAAAUACAUAUUAGAUAUCUUGGCUAAUAUUUCAAAGCAAAUAUAACUUAUGAAUAUUCCCGAUUACAAGUUAUUCUGUGAAAGGCUCUUUGAAUUGCUUAAUGCUGAUACAAGUGAUGAACUUGAGGCUUGUGUUGACAUAAUCCGUAAUUUGAUUGCCAUCUAAGAAAACGAAAGUAUUAUCGAAAACUUUUUACCAAAAUACAUUGACUAAGUAACUAGACUCAUGCUUUAAGCUUAGGGAGAUAUUAGAGAAGGCAUUUUAGAGUUUCUCUGUUUCCUCAGCGAUUUACGUAUGGCAACACGUGUUCAAUUGGCUCGUCAUCCUAAAUUAAUUAUGAGAAUGGUUGGUCUGCUCUCUUCUGGAGUCAUGAAAUAAAAUCGCUAACUUCCAAGCCAUCUUUAAUAACAACAGCACAACUAGCAAGGGGAAGGAGAAAGAAAUUCAGAAAAAAUUACUAAAUUAGCAGCCUUAACAUUAAGUAAUAUUUCUCUAGCCCCGUUAUCUCGUGCAUAUUUGAAGCCUUUUGAAAGAGAUUUAUUUGUUGUAGCCUCAACAGAUGAAACAGUAACAAAAUAUAUUUCAAAUAUUUUGAGUGAACUAAUGAACUAUGAACCUGAAAGUGAUCCUGAAAGAUAAUAUAUGUUUUAAUCAAUAAACAUGGCAAACAUAUGA